AUGAAUACUCGCACGAAUUUGACUACACAUCCUAUUAAUUUGGAGAUACCAUUUUUGACAAAUAAUUCAAUUGUAGAAGAAUCGCUCGGAGAAGAUAAAUUUGCGCCAACUACGAUUAUUGAAACCGAAAAAGAGCUCUCUAAAACUUCUAUAGAAAAAUCAUUUUAUUCUGUUUGUCCCGAGAUCUUAAGCACACAUAUAGCGUUGAGAUGUCCUGGUCUAGACGUCGCUAUGGAUCCAUUUUGUGGAGCUGGUGGGAACGUCAUCCAAUUGGCCAAGAGAUACACACGAGUAAUCGCUGUGGAUAUCGAUGCUAAAAAAUUAGAAUUCGCCGAAAGAAACGCAGAGAUUUAUGGAGUCAGAGACAAAGUUACAUUUAUACAGGGAGAUUUCUUCGGUAUUGCAGAAACGUUAAAAAAAUAUAAGCCACGGGUCAUAUUGACGUCUCCCCCAUGGGGCGGCCCUUCGUAUAAGAAACAUGAAGUUUACAGUCUCGAGAAAAAUAUGUGUAACGAGUACAAAGGAGGCGGUAAAAAACUCUUCGACCUGCUGAGAAGUAUUGUUCCCAACGUAGCACAUACCUAA
Daktulosphaira vitifoliae (grape phylloxera) is the source of this 585-nucleotide messenger RNA. Its product is annotated as trimethylguanosine synthase-like. Gene Ontology annotation, cellular component: nucleus. NCBI's taxonomy places the organism in Eukaryota, Metazoa, Arthropoda, Insecta, Hemiptera, Phylloxeridae. The transcript is spliced from 2 exons. Gene Ontology annotation, biological process: 7-methylguanosine RNA capping; 7-methylguanosine cap hypermethylation. Gene Ontology annotation, molecular function: RNA cap trimethylguanosine synthase activity. The coding region runs from base 1 to 585 and encodes 194 amino acids. The record is from RefSeq and is a predicted model, not a curated record.